Messenger RNA from Didymodactylos carnosus, 741 nucleotides. Lineage: Eukaryota; Metazoa; Rotifera; Eurotatoria; Philodinida; Philodinidae. The record is from the annotation of a GenBank genome assembly.
AUGAUAAAUGAUCUAAUGUGUGAAUAUCCUGAGCAGGCAAUAACGACCAAAGACAUUGGUAGUUUUAACCUAGCCCUCUUAUGGGCAUCCAUUGGAAAUACAACACCAGCUAUAUACUGGACACUGUUCUAUUUACUGCGUGGAUCGAGGACGAUCAUGGAUCUAAUUAAGCAAGAAAUUGAUCAACAUCUGUCUCCAUUGACUGAAUAUGACCAUCUUCGGGAAGACAAUAAAGAUCAUCAGUUGGAUCAGUUAGACAAAUGCAUUUAUUUGGACAGUGCAGUUAAUGAAACAUUACGUUUAGUAGCGACAGCAAUGAUAAUAAGAAGGUGUUCGAAUGAUACAAAAAUUAUAUUAAGUGACAAGCAAACAUUGGAAAUACCGAGAAACGAAACAGUUGUACUAUUUCCUUGUGCGUCCCAUUACGAUCCGCAAGUAUUCAAAGAUCCGUUCGAUUAUAAAUAUGAUCGAUUCUUAGCGUCUAAUUUGACUACGGAACAAAAACGUUCGUUUCUUCCAUUUGGUGGAGGUCGAUUUGUGUGUCCUGGAAGAUAUAUGGCCAAGAAUACCAUUAAAAUUUCGAUUGCGUUUGUCUUACAGCAUCUUGAUAUUGAUUUCUUGAAUGACAAGCAUCAAGUAUUAGCUACACAAAAAAUACCCGAUUUUCAAAUCAGUCGGAUUGGAUACGGAAUUGCACCACCACGAAAGGAACAUAAAAUUCGUUACCGUUUCAAGUCCUAA